AUGGAACCUGUUUUCAGCAUAUUAACUUUCCAUGGUCUGCGUAAUACCCGAAAGAAGGGCUCUUUUGUAUACCCAAAAGUUACCAAAUCGAGAUUCUUGUUCAACUCUUGGCACAUGACCUUUGUAAGGCGCUGCCGCAAGGUCAAUCUUAUCGCGGCUGUUAGCACCUUGCCGAAAGUUUCUCUGAAUACUACCGCUGUCGGGAAAUGCGAAAAUAGCGUAUCCGUCGCAUUGGUCCUGAGAGGGCCAUUCCUUGUCACUGGGAGUGACCAGAUGAAAGGCCGAUGUAACCGGUACAAUCUCGUGUAG
Akanthomyces muscarius is the source of this 309-nucleotide messenger RNA. RefSeq lists its product as uncharacterized. The record is from RefSeq and is a predicted model, not a curated record. The coding region runs from base 1 to 309 and encodes 102 amino acids. The transcript has 5 exons. NCBI's taxonomy places the organism in Eukaryota, Fungi, Ascomycota, Sordariomycetes, Hypocreales, Cordycipitaceae.